CUGCCCUGUGCUCCAUGUGGAAGAUGCUGUCCACCGUCUCUCGCGUGUUGUCGGGUAUUAUCCAGAAGCCGGCAGGCAGAGUGCUCGUGGCAUCUCGUCACUUUGCAAAUGAUGCUACAUUUGAAAUUAAGAAGUGUGAUCUUCAUCGGCUGGAAGAGGGCCCUCCUGUAACAACCGUGCUCACCAGGGAGGAUGGGCUUAAAUACUACAGGAUGAUGCAAACUGUCCGCCGGAUGGAAUUAAAGGCAGAUCAGCUGUAUAAACAGAAAAUCAUCCGUGGCUUCUGCCAUUUGUAUGAUGGUCAGGAAGCGUGCUGUGUGGGCCUUGAGGCUGGUAUCAAUCCCACAGAUCAUCUCAUUACAGCCUAUCGAGCCCAUGGCUUUACCUUAACUCGUGGUCUUUCCGUCCGAGAAAUCCUCGCAGAGCUAACAGGACGAAGAGGAGGUUGUGCUAAAGGAAAAGGAGGGUCCAUGCACAUGUACGCCAAGAACUUUUACGGGGGCAAUGGCAUCGUGGGCGCUCAGGUGCCCCUGGGAGCCGGCAUUGCUCUGGCCUGCAAGUACAAUGGCAAAGAUGAGAUCUGUUUGACUCUCUAUGGGGAUGGUGCGGCUAAUCAGGGUCAGAUAUUUGAAGCUUACAAUAUGGCAGCUUUGUGGAAACUGCCUUGUAUUUUCAUCUGCGAGAACAACCGCUACGGAAUGGGAACGUCUGUGGAGAGAGCGGCAGCCAGCACCGACUACUACAAGAGAGGAGAUUUUAUCCCUGGACUGCGGGUAGAUGGAAUGGAUAUCCUGUGUGUCCGGGAGGCUACAAAAUUUGCAGCUGCCUAUUGCAGGUCUGGAAAGGGGCCCAUCCUGAUGGAGCUGCAGACUUACCGUUACCAUGGGCACAGUAUGAGUGAUCCUGGAGUCAGUUACCGUACACGCGAAGAAAUUCAAGAAGUGAGAAGUAAGAGUGAUCCUAUUAUGCUUCUCAAGGAUAGAAUGGUGAACAACAACCUUGCCAGUGUUGAAGAAUUAAAGGAGAUUGAUGUGGAAGUGAGGAAGGAAAUUGAAGAUGCAGCCCAGUUCGCUACAGCUGAUCCUGAACCACCCCUGGAAGAGUUAGGCUAUCACAUCUACUCCAGUGAGCCACCUUUUGAAGUUCGAGGGGCAAAUCAGUGGAUCAAGUUUAAGUCCAUCAGUUAA
Elephantulus edwardii (Cape elephant shrew) is the source of this 1187-nucleotide messenger RNA. RefSeq names its product pyruvate dehydrogenase E1 component subunit alpha, somatic form, mitochondrial-like. The coding region runs from base 15 to 1187 and encodes 390 amino acids. Gene Ontology annotation, cellular component: intracellular membrane-bounded organelle. Gene Ontology annotation, biological process: pyruvate decarboxylation to acetyl-CoA. The transcript has a single exon. Lineage: Eukaryota; Metazoa; Chordata; Mammalia; Macroscelidea; Macroscelididae. Gene Ontology annotation, molecular function: pyruvate dehydrogenase (acetyl-transferring) activity. The record is from RefSeq and is a predicted model, not a curated record.